UUCAAGUUCAGUAAAUAUCAUAGAAACCAAGACACCAACCCAGACCAACAAGUUUCCGACAGAAACAAAAGAGUUGAGUUCCCUGUAAAAGUGAAAAAGGAGUCGAUCUUCUCAAGGGUCACCCUUAAUGGAUGCUCAUCAAAGGAACCGGGUUGAAGAUUACAGCGACGGGCGAACGAGCAGCGACAACGCAGACAAGAACCGGUACCAUCGGCCUUCUCGAGAAAGUUAUCAGAGCUCCGAUAAUCAUCAACAGCAGCAGCAGUCUCAGGAAAGUUAUCAGAGUUUUGAUAAUGUUGAACAAAAGCAUCAACCUAAAGAAAGUUAUCAGAGUUCCGAUCAUCUUCAACAAAAGCAUCGACCUAAGGAAAGUUAUCAGAGUUCCGACCAUCUUCAACAACAGCAUCAGCCUCGAGAAAGUUACCAGAGUUCCGAUCAUCUUCAACUAAAACAUCGACCUAAGGAAAGUUAUCAGAGUUCCGACCAUCUUCAACAACAGCAUCAGUCUCGAGAAAGUUACCAGAGUUCUGAUCAUCCUCAACAAAAGUAUCGACCUAAGGAAAGUUAUCAGAGUUCUGACCAUUUUCAACAGCAACAUCAAUCUCGAGAAAGUUACCAGAGUUCCGAUCAUCUUCAACAAAAGCAUCGACCUAAGGAAAGUUAUCAGAGUUCCGACCAUCUUCAACAACAGCAUCAGUCUCGAGAAAGUUAUCAGAGUUCUGAUCAUCUUCAACAAAAGCAUCGACCUAAGGAAAGUUAUCAGAGUUCCGACCAUCUUCAACAACAGCAUCAGUCUCGAGAAAGUUACCAAAGUUUCGACCAUCUUCAACAGCAGCAUCAGUCUCGAGAAAGUUACCAGAGUUCCGAUCAUCUUCAACAAAAGCAUCGACCUAAGGAAAGUUAUCAGAGUUCCGACCAUCUUCAACAACAGCAUCAGCCUCGUGAAAGUUACCAGAGUUCUGAUCAUCUUCAACAAAAGCAUCGACCUAAGGAAAGUUAUCAGAGUUCCGACCAUCUUCAACAACAGCAUCAGUCUCGAGAAAGUUACCAGAAUUCCGAUCAUCUUCAACAAAAGCAUCGACCUCAGGAAAGUUAUCAAAGUUCCGACCAUCUUCAACAGCAGCAUCAGUCUCGAGAAAGUUACCAGAAUUCUGAUCAUCUUCAACAAAAGCAUCAGCCUAAGGAAAGUUAUCAGAGUUCUGAUAAUCUUCAACAAAAGCAUCAACCAAAGGGAAGUUAUCAGAGUUCCGAUCAUCUUCAACAACAUCAGUCUCAAGAAAGUUAUCAGAGUUCUGAAAAUCUUCAACAAAAACAUCAACCUAAGGAAAGUUAUCAAAAUACUGAUCAACUACAACAACAGUAUCAGUCUCAAGAAAGUUAUCAGAAUUCUGAUAAUCUUCAACAAAAGCAUCGACCUAAAGACUGUUAUCCGAGUUCCGACCAUCUUCAACAAGAGCAUAAGCCCCGGGAAAGUUAUCAGAAUUCCGUUCAACAACAGCAUCCACCUCAAAAAAGUGAUCAGAGUUCUACUCAACAAAAGCAUCCGCUUCCAGAAAGUUAUCGGAGUUCCGAUCAUCUUCAACAAUGGCACCAGGGUCCUCAGGAAAAUGAUCAGAGUUCUGAUGAUUCAAUUGAAGCGUGGGACAAAAAUGUUCGUGUAAGAAGAGGUAAAGGUAAAACAAAGUCUAAAUCUUGUUGCCAAUGAUAGAACACUUAUGUUGUCUUCAGAUGCAAGGUGAAAAGAGAAAGAAAA
This is a messenger RNA of Hibiscus syriacus, 1753 nucleotides long. Its product is annotated as sex-determining region Y protein-like. Lineage: Eukaryota; Viridiplantae; Streptophyta; Magnoliopsida; Malvales; Malvaceae. The transcript has 2 exons. The record is from RefSeq and is a predicted model, not a curated record. Bases 128 to 1705 code for a protein of 525 amino acids.